UUGAGUGAGUGAUUAACUGCACCGAUUCCCAACGAUUGUGAAGUGUUUACCAUUACUAAGUUGUAACUUAAGUUGUCCCGACGGAACUCUAAGAGAUAGUCAAAGAGGAGACUUAUUUUUGGAUAAACUUUAUUGCACAUACAGGCACAAUCCUGAGAGUCAAGUGGAAUCCCUUGUUCAGCCAACAGCCACCCAUCGAGGCUCCCCAGGCGUGCGCCAUGUACGAGAACUCCUGUUCGUAUCAGACGGCGCUGGACCUGAAGAGGGUAUCGCCACCUACUCUCGCCCAGGUGAAGACAGAGGAGUGCCUUGCACUCGGACAGUGCUCGCCGGACUGGACCUCGUACCGCUUCCAUCAGUCCACCUUCGAGCAGCUGAAGCAGAGUGUGGAGAAGGCCAAAGCGGCGCUGCAGGAUCGCAGCAGUUUUUUCGGGGCCAGCAGUGCCUUUAGCGACAUCUACUCGAGCCAGCGUUUGACGGACUCCCUCGACACCCUGCCCGUUCAGUCCGGGAACGGAGGCGGCAAUUGCCUCGGCCUUCCACACAAUCCCAAUGUCGGAGUGGGCGUGUCCGGAGUGCUCAAUUACAAUGCGGUUAGCAGCAGUACGGCUGGAGUGCUGAGCAGCAGUGGGAACGGUGUGCAGAGACACCGAUUGGACACUCUGCAGCCGCCAUCCGGGUGCUCUCCUGCAGUCACCCAGCACGGCGUCAUCACGUCCAGCGCCGGACAGGUCACGUCCGGAACUCUGGAUGCGGUGAGUGCGGCUCCAGCACUUUCAUCGCUAACAGCGUCCAGCUCCUCGCAUGUGGAGCACAAAGUCAGGGCAGAUAAAUCCACGCUGGACUGCGCCACCACAUCCUCGCAUGCGUCGGCGCCCUCGUCCUCGUCCUCCGUCAGCGACCAUCAGCAGGGCAGGAUCAGCGGCAGCAAGAGCAGCACCGGAGGAGGGGCAUCGGCAUCAGGAGGCGGCGGCUCUGCACUGUAUUCCUCGUACAAAUCGUCGUGGGGCUCCCACAGUUCGACACAAUCGCAAGGUUACAGCUCGAACGCCCUGGGCAUCAAACAUGAUCCGCACUCACAACUACGGCAACCUGAUCCAUAUCAAAUGUUCGGACCCACCAGCAGCAGACUGGCCAGCUCAGGCUCUGGCCAGAUCCAGCUGUGGCAGUUCCUCCUGGAGCUGCUCUCGGACUCCAACAACGCCAGCUGCAUCACCUGGGAGGGCACCAACGGCGAGUUCAAGCUCACCGAUCCCGACGAGGUCGCCCGCCGCUGGGGCGAGAGGAAGUCCAAGCCCAACAUGAACUACGACAAGCUCAGUCGCGCCUUGAGGUACUACUACGACAAAAACAUAAUGACCAAGGUGCACGGCAAGCGGUAUGCGUACAAAUUCGAUUUCCAAGGCCUGGCAGCUGCCACUCAGCCGGCGGCCAGCGAUCCCACCUACAAGUACCAGAGCGACUUGUUCAUGACACCAUAUCACCACAGCGCCAAGCUCAGCUCGUUCAUGAGUCCGCACCAUGGCAUGACCUCAUCCUCGGCCUCGAUCUUCCCGUCGGCCGCCUCGUGGGGCAACUGGGGCAGUCCGGCCACGAAUCUCUACCAGCCGCACUCGAUGAGCCACGUGACUCCCUCCCACGUGGCGCCCCACCUGAGCAGCUAUCCCCACUACGCAUGACCAUCAUCGUCCGG
Molecule: messenger RNA, 1693 nt
Organism: Drosophila sechellia
Lineage: Eukaryota; Metazoa; Arthropoda; Insecta; Diptera; Drosophilidae
Gene: Ets65A
Product: DNA-binding protein D-ETS-3
Exons: 10
Coding region: 219-1679 (486 amino acids)
Biological process (GO): regulation of transcription by RNA polymerase II; cell differentiation
Cellular component (GO): nucleus
Molecular function (GO): DNA-binding transcription factor activity, RNA polymerase II-specific; sequence-specific DNA binding
Source: RefSeq, a predicted model, not a curated record